CAACUUUCUCCUCUCUGCUAUCCUUUCUAUUUUGCUAUCUUUCUCCCUCAACUCUCUCCCAUGGCUUCCCUCCAGGCCAACGCUGCAACAGUUCCAGAGGAGACUAACCAAAGAGAAGAAGAAACAACACAGGAGUCUCCUGUUGUUGUUGAAGAAAAGCAGGCCAAUACAGAAGUAGAUGUCAAACCGACAGAGUCCAAGACAGCUGAACCUGAUGACGUGUUUUUCCCUGAUGAAGAAGAUAAUAAACUAGCUGAUCAAGAAGGAGAUGAAGAGGAUAAAGCACCCAUUGAGGAAGAUUUGAAAUUCACAGAGGAUAUAGAAAAUGAAGAUCAAGCAGAAGAGGAUAUCGAGAAUGAAGAUUAGUAAAAUGAAGGCAAAAACUUUUAGGUGCAAGUGGGAAAUAAAGGAGAUGCUUAAGCAUUUGUUGUGCAUGGUGUGAUGUGGGUUUUUCAUUUCUGGUUAAUUUGAUCAUAGGCUUCUUCAAAGAGAAUUAUAUUGAAUUUUCAGUUAAUGUUGGGAAGGUACUGAUCAUAGACAAUUCCAUGUUAUUGUCUUUUGUAAUGUGUGGAAAGGUGUGUAUUUG
Corylus avellana is the source of this 586-nucleotide messenger RNA. RefSeq lists its product as uncharacterized. The record is from RefSeq and is a predicted model, not a curated record. NCBI's taxonomy places the organism in Eukaryota, Viridiplantae, Streptophyta, Magnoliopsida, Fagales, Betulaceae.